Exaiptasia diaphana is the source of this 1151-nucleotide messenger RNA. Its product is annotated as ubiquitin-conjugating enzyme E2 R2. Gene Ontology annotation, biological process: ubiquitin-dependent protein catabolic process; protein polyubiquitination. Gene Ontology annotation, molecular function: ubiquitin conjugating enzyme activity. NCBI's taxonomy places the organism in Eukaryota, Metazoa, Cnidaria, Anthozoa, Actiniaria, Aiptasiidae. The record is from RefSeq and is a predicted model, not a curated record.
UUCAAAUACUCUAUCUGGACUCUUAUAAGUCCCUGAUCUAGYCGGCUGUAGACCUAAACACUMUUUUAAUGGCAUCCGUGCCGAAUUCGUCGGCCGUAAGGGCUCUCCAUUUAGAACUGAGAAAGCUUACCGAAGAACCCGUCGAAGGCUUUCGAGUGAAGGUUCCUGAUGAAAGCAAUCUGUUUGAAUGGGAUGUAGCGAUCUUUGGCCCUCCAGGAACGCACUACGAAGGCGGAUACUUUAAAGCUCACAUGUCUUUUCCUCAAGAUUAUCCGUAUUCUCCGCCGACCUUUCGUUUCCUUACAAAAAUGUAYCAUCCAAAUAUCUAUGAGUCCGGAGAUGUAUGUAUUUCAAUUCUACAUCCCCCAGUAGACGAUCCUCAAAGUGGCGAACUUCCGUCAGAAAGAUGGAAUCCAACUCAAAACGUCAGAACAAUUCUGCUUAGUGUAAUAUCUCUUCUUAAUGAACCAAAUACAUUUUCACCAGCUAAUGUUGAUGCUUCAGUUAUGUUUCGUAAGUGGAGGGAUUCCAAAGGAAAAGAUAAUGAAUAUGAAAAAAUUAUCAAAAAACAAGUUCAACGUUCAAGACUGGAUGCUGAAAAAGAUGGCAUUCAUGUUCCUACAACUGUCCAAGAAUACUGUAUCAAAUCAAAACCUACCAAGUCAGAGAGUGACGACUUUACUGACUUUUAUGAUGAUGAUUACGGUGACGACAUGAAUGAUUUCGAUGAUGAUGAUGAAUGUAUGGAAUAUAGCGAAGAUUCUGGCAAUGAAGAAACAUGACGGAAAAACUUAACCCUGUACAUUUUCUACUUUGUAUCAUACAGCAGUAUUACCUAAUAUAAGAUCAAACUCUAACAAUAUARGAAGAAGAUAUGAAAGGAAAGCCUUUGAACAAUCAGCCACUUACAUCUCACAAGAAUCCCUUCCAAGAACAACCAUCCAAACUGCACUAACAAUUUGUAUCCAGAGAUUUUCAAAGAGCUUUUGAUGUGAUAGUGAUGAAUAUAACUAUAGCAAUGUAAUAUAAUACUGUUAUAAGGAAGAGGUGUCUGUAUUAAUGUAUAAUGAAAAAUUGUGUUUUUUCCUAAAAUUAAAAAGAAUAAUCAGCAUUUAUUACUUAACCGCAUUUGUUGAAUAGAGUGAAAAGUU